AUGGCGGGCGGCGCGACGAAGAAAAGCCCCGGCGGGGGCAAGCGGGGAGGACCCAAGCGCGGCGCGACGGGACCCCCGCGGCCCAAGUGGGGGGUCAACGCCAAAUCCUCGACGAAACCGGCGCACGGCGCGCCAGCGGACGUCGCCACGGUGGAGACUGGCGCUCGACUGUACCGAUCGUACGAUCCCGCCGCGCUCGGGCUGUUCAAGACGUGCACCAGGGUGGAUUGGACCGAUAACGGCGAGGCGCCGGACGUCGGGGCGCCGUCGUCGCCGGACGGGCGGCGCAUGACGCGCGUGAGCGCCAAGCGGGGCGCGCUGAGCAGCCUAGGUGCCCUGUCGCGCGCGGCGCAUCUCAACGGUUGGCGGGUCCAAGUCACCGGCGACGACAGCGCGUGCGACGUAUACUGGUGCGCGUCGUGCUCCGCGCAUCAGCUGGAGAGCCUCUGCGCGGGUCUGAGGGAACGCACGAGGUUCCCGGCGAGGGAGCAGGUCAGCUUCAAGACGACCGCGUUCGUGGCGGGAGAGCCGGUGACGCGCGUGCUUCACAUCCCGUCGCCCACGAAAAACGUGACGAGAGGGGACGCAUCCUCCUCCUCCUCCUCCUCCGCCUCGUCGUCGUCGAGGAUUCCCCGCGCGCCGUCCGAGGCCGAGUCGACGGCUGCGACGGGCGAUACCGGCGCAUCCCUCGCGCUGACAAGGCUCAAGGCAUCCAGGGCGACGCGCGCGAAGGCUCCGGCCGCACACGCAGCCGUGCCGCGAAGGCUCAGGCUGAGAGUCGCCAAGUUCCCCGGCAUGAACGACGCGUGUCACAAGGUUCUGUUCAGCAAGCUCAUGAACCGGGCCAAGGCGCUGUUCCCGGCCGAGUUUGCGUUCUGGCCGGACACCCUCAUCCUGCCGGACGACUGGCUCGCCGUGGCGGACGCGUUUGGGCAGUUGGGCAGUGACAACCAGCGGGACCCGCCGCUUGGCGUGCCUACAAGUAUCGGGAGUAAUAAAGGCGCCGAUAAACGACCCAAGGAGAGGAGGUGGUUCAUAUGCAAGCCCGACAGGGGUUCGCAGGGCGCGGGGAUAUUCCUCACGGACUCGCCAACCGACCUCGAGCGCAAGAUACGCGCCAAGUGCCCGAAGGUGCUGUACAAGAACGGGCUCGGGGGUUUGUUCGGCGCGGGCGCCAGGGUGGGCGGCGGCGACGGGCAGGACAUGGGAUCCAACGCGGCCAGGCGGGCGGUCAGCGGCGGGGCCGGCAUCGGCGGUUCAGCGAAGCCCGCGUCGACGAAGCCCGGGUUUGGGAGCCACGUCCCCGGCGCGACCCCCCCCGGCGGUGACGCGUCGACCGCGGUGGGCUACGUGGUGCAGAGGUACCUGCCCAAGCCGCUGCUCCUCAACGGCUUGAAGUUCGACCUUCGGCUGUACGUGCUGCUGCUCGGCACCGAGGGGUUCCCCGCGUUCCUCAGCAAGGAGGGCCUGGCGAGGUUCUGCACGGAGCGGUACCAGGCUCCCGACGACUCGACCCGAAACAAGACGAAGAGCUUCCUGACAAACUACACCCUCAACAAAAAAUCCGAAGGGUUUGUUCGGUCCGACGAACACGACGGCGGCGCCGACGGCAGCAAAAGAUCUCUCGCGUCCGUCAUGCAAGAGCUCGCGGUGGACAACGGUGCGGACGUGGACGCGCUGUGGUCCAGGAUCGAGAGGAUGGUGGAGGGAACGUGCGGCGCCAUGCGCCACGCGUUGGAAGAUUCGGCGGAGAGCGUCGGGGUGAGCCCGGAGACGUGCUUCCAAGUGCUGGGAUUCGACGUGAUACUCGACGAAAACCUCGACCCGCACCUGCUCGAGGUGAACGCCGGGCCGAGCCUCGCCAUCGACAACGUCGUGCCCGUGGACCCGAGGGAGGUGCGCAAAGGGCACUACGCGCCGAGCAAACCCGCGAACUCGCGGUUCAUGGACGCGUCGCCUGUGCUUCACGAGUGCGCUUCGCUCGACCUCGUCCCGGACGUGUGCUACUGCAGAGACGGGGGCGGCGCGGCGCACGUCCACGAGCUCUCCGCGGUGGACGCGCACGUCAAGUCCUCCGCGCUGGCGGGCGCGUUGGAGAUUGUGCGCAGGGCGCAGAGGGGCGGGCGGCUCGGGACGGGGGGCGGCGAGGGGACACACGCGACGUCCGGCGCGGCGGCGAGGCACGGGGGGUUUCGCGGUGUUCGCGUAUCCGACGGCGCGGGGGCGGGGUGGUGGUGCGACCAGCCCGAGGAGAUCCGCGCGCACGUCGCGUACCGACGACGGCGAACGGCGGCGGCGUCGUCGUCGGACGGGGGGUCUUGGUCCGGAAGCCCGGUUUCUUCUGGACGGACGGACGGACCGGGGGAUACCGCCGCCGACUUGGACGCGAUCGACUCGGCGAUCGCGCGCGAGUCCACCUCCGAUUCCCCCGGAGCUUUCGCGUCGUCCCCGAGCGACGCGUCAUCCCCCGGGGACGCGUCGCCCUCGGGGACCCUCGCUCGAAACCCUACACACUACCCUAAACCCAGGCUCAACCCGGAGGAAGACGUCGGGUGGCGACUCGCGUCGCUUUACUCGCGAGCGAAAGUCGCGUUUGUUCGCACGCUCGAGGCGAAAAAGACGGAGGGCGGUAGCAGAGAGCGGGAGCAGUCGCACUCCAAGCUCAGGCGCGCGCUGACGAUGACGGGCGCGAUGUCGUCGUCCGAGGUGGACGUGACGCUGAUGCGUUGGAAGGGUAAGCGAGCGCGGGCGGGCGGGGCGUUUCCCCACUACAUGGAUCUCGUCUACGAACUGGCGUCGCGGCUGUUUCCAAAGGCCCCGGGCGCCGCCGCGGUGGGAUCCGUGCUGGACAUGUUGGACGACGCGGAGCUCGCGGCGCAGGCUCCCGCGUAG
Molecule: messenger RNA, 2892 nt
Organism: Micromonas commoda
Lineage: Eukaryota; Viridiplantae; Chlorophyta; Mamiellophyceae; Mamiellales; Mamiellaceae
Exons: 1
Coding region: 1-2892 (963 amino acids)
Biological process (GO): protein polyglutamylation; microtubule cytoskeleton organization
Cellular component (GO): cilium
Molecular function (GO): tubulin binding; tubulin-glutamic acid ligase activity
Source: RefSeq, a predicted model, not a curated record